Messenger RNA from Acyrthosiphon pisum (pea aphid), 1966 nucleotides. RefSeq lists its product as uncharacterized. The record is from RefSeq and is a predicted model, not a curated record. Bases 15 to 566 code for a protein of 183 amino acids. The transcript has 2 exons. Lineage: Eukaryota; Metazoa; Arthropoda; Insecta; Hemiptera; Aphididae.
UAUAAUUUUUGAACAUGUGGAAAAUUGCAUUGCAGGAAGACGACGACUUUCUGGCAUCGGUACCGGGCACCGGCGACCAACAAGUUUUGGCCCAAGAACAGACGAAAUCCUCAGCCACGGCACCGGCGGUGGCGCCGCUGGAAGACGAUAGUGAGGUGACAUUCGAUGCCAACAAAGUUACUCUUCAGGUUCCGGACAGGCUUUUCGGUCCCAGUUUCACGGCUGUCAAUGGCAUAUCACAAGCCAUCGGCAAUGUCAUACAGAACGCAGCUGGCAGACUGGCUCGGCUCGUCGACGCCAUCAAGGCGGCCAUUUGGCGCAAAGCGGCUGGCGUCUCAUCCAUCAGCAAUUCGAGUGGCAGUUUUGGUGGCAACGGAGGUUCAUCAGGUGCGUCGACAGCCAACAGAGGAUCUCGAGACGCAGCGGCUGACCUGCAGAACGACGACGGAUUGGAUCUAGACCCGCUGGACGAGGCCGCGUCUGCGCCGUCUGCGUCGCCCAAGAAACUCAAUGCGACCGAUUUAGGCGCAGGUGCCACUGAUACUGGUGAUGGCAGCAACAAGUGAUACUGCCGUGAUGAAGUUUUACAACAGUCGUCGUAUGUUAGCUGUCUCUCCGUUAGCAUAAUAACAUUUAAUGUUAUUGUUACCGAAAAAUUAUAUUAUUAUAACAUCGUCCGCCCCACGUGUCGACUGAUGUGUAAAUAUUACGAUGUACGAAUAUUAUAUAGGGCGAUUGUCAGGUGAACGGUUGAUAUCAUUAUUAAAACUUGCUAAAAUAUUAUGAUUUACAAAUCUAUUUUUGGUUACGCCUAACGCUUUAUGACUAUUUAUAACUCCCAUCUUGCAUAAUGAUCAAGUAUCGUCGACUUCAUAUUACCUACUAUCGUUAUAAUAUACAGGCGCUCAUACAAUAAGGGGGGGGGAGGGAAAAAUAUUUUUAAAAAAAAUGUUUUAGAUAGACAUUAUCUACAUAGGUCUUCAUGAUUUUGUAUAAAUACCAACAAGUUUAUCAUAAUGUUUUAACGAUACAUUAAUAAUAUUGUAUUUAGUAACGAUAAUAAUGCACCUAUAUUUUGUUUAACAAUGAAUACCCUCCUACCCUGAAGUUGUUUCCUUUAUACGCGCCUGAUAAUACAUAAUAUAAUAUUUAUUGAUUAGAUCUUAUUUUUUAUUAACGAAUUUAGGAUUUUAUACUUUUUUUUAUACAAAUUUCGAUAAUUUAAAACUAAUAGUGAUAUUAACCGACGAUUGAUGUUUGAAAUAAUCACUCUGUGCAUUUUUAUAUAUAGACGUACUGUAAUAGUAUAAUAUCAUAUGAAAAAUGUGCAUGGUAGACCUGAACGUAGUUUAUAUUAUAAUUGCAUGUAUAUUUAUGUGUAAACGGGGCUUUUUUGUUGUAAAUAAUUUUAAUUUAUAUGUAUUAAAUAUGUUAUACUAUUGUUAUAUUUUAAACGAUAAUCAAAACUAAACGAGAAAAAUGUAGUAUUACCUACCUAUAGUGUAAUAUACGGGUAUGUACCUACCUACUAGUAUUGCCAUGUGACGUAUGUAUAUUAUUAUCAUACACUAUUAAUAACAAAUAAUAAUAUUAACUAUAUUGGUAGGUAUAUCGUAUAUUAUGUUGUGGUAAUAUUGUGGUAUAAAAUAUUAAAAUAUAAGAUUAGUUGUAAACAUAUUUUAUCGGCUAUGCAAUGUAAUAUAUUAUCGUCAACAUUUUGUUGUUGUACACGUCCUCAUAUUGUACAUUAUUAUUAUAACAGCUAAUUUUCUUUACAGAGUGUUGCAUUUUUAUAUUAUAAUAAUAUUUUAUAGCUGUAUAUUGUUGUGUAACCUAUAUUGGGUAUAAUAGGGCCUGAAUCAAUUGUAUUUAUAAAUGAGUAGAUUAUUUUUUAUAAAUUUAGUGUUUACCUAUACCUAACUAAUGCGUGUGUGCAAAAAUACACAACAUUUUAAUCAAUUGCAAA